Messenger RNA from Mollisia scopiformis, 1083 nucleotides. RefSeq lists its product as uncharacterized. The record is from RefSeq and is a predicted model, not a curated record. NCBI's taxonomy places the organism in Eukaryota, Fungi, Ascomycota, Leotiomycetes, Helotiales, Mollisiaceae. The transcript is spliced from 2 exons. Bases 1 to 1083 code for a protein of 360 amino acids.
AUGGAUGUCGACGAAGAAAGCUCCUCUCCGGUUCUCGACAAGGCGUCCAUCCUAGCUAGCUACGCUCCUUCAGAGGCUCCUUUCUCACUCCCUGACACUCUCCCCAGCUCACCAACGACAAUCUCAUCACCGAUACCCCUCCCAGAGACAACCGAAUCAAUCGAAUAUUCCUACACCGAGCCCCUCCUCCCUUCAACCCGCACCGUCAAAGUAUACCACAAAGACAUCGCCCCCCUCCUCUCUUCAGCCGGUGUCCGUGGUCUCAUCACAACCGUCGUCCAUGGAACCUACUCCUCUCGCCCCGCAACUCUAAUCCUAUUCUCCUUCUCCUUCCGCUCCGGGGACCACGGAUUCCGCUUCAAAAACGCAAACAUCAAGAUCCAAUUCUCAAACCGUCCUUCCUCGAAACCAGAAGAAACGAGUCCCGCAAUCGCGACAUUCGCACCAAGGAAAAUCUACGGUCUCCCCACGAAAGAAGGAAGGAAGAACACCAUCGGCGGCGAAAUCUCGCUUCAAGUGCCCGCUGGACCGCUGACUGUUGGUCCUACGUUGAAUGGGUCGCGAGAAAGUGAGUGGGAGCAGACGCACCGGUAUAAAACCGUAGGGAACUUUUGGAGCAGUAAGUAUGGCACAGACUGGGAUAUCGUGUAUUGGGAUAUGAAGGAGAAUAAGAGGACGAAGGAGGGCAUUCCGGAUCGGUUGAAUGUGGGAGUUGUGGUGGAGAGGGAGGAGGUGGGAGCGUUUACGGCGAGUGUGGAUAUUGAGGUUGAUACGCCGGUGUUGAGUGGGGCGUUUAGUAGUCCGUGGGAGAAGAGGCGGCCGGCUGCUUUUGUGCCGGGCGUGGAGAUGGGGAAGUGGAAGAGGACGAGGAGGUUCGAGGAGUUGAGUGAGAGGGAUUGGAGGGAGCUGGUUCCGUUUGAGGAGGAGUGGGAAAGUGUUUUUGUGGGGGAGAGGAUGAAUAGGAGUUUGGAGGUUCCUGGUGCUUGGCCUGGCGGACCUCAUGCUGCCCAGAAUGAUGGAAAUGAUGGAGACGUUGACUUUGUUAGAGUCAAGGUUGACAUAGGAGAGCAGGGAGAGCAUUGA